UGUUCCCUCUCUGUUCCCCACUGUAACGGUCACUGCUUGUAUUUGAGUUUCGUGGCGUGAGCCGCCACAGGUGAUCUCCUCUCUCUCGCUCUCUUUCGCUCUCUCUUUCUCUCUCGUUCACCUCCUCUUUUUGGUUUCCUGCACUUUUCACCGACUUCCUCUUGAGAGGAGAGUCAGAUCCCCAGAGGAGCCAAGUGAAAGAAAAAAAAGAAGCUUAAGCCAUGUGUUGUACAGGAAAGUGCGCCCGCCUGGUGGGCCUGAUCCUGCUGCCUUCAGCCUUCAUCUGCAUCAUCUCCAACUUGCUUCUUUUCUUCCCCGACGGGAAGCAACUGAACACCAGUGAGAUCUCCACCGAGGUUUGGCUCAUGGGGGGGCUCCUCGGAGGAGGCCUGAUUAUGCUGUGUCCGAGCUGUUCAGCUAUCAGGGCCGGGGGCAAGGGUUGCUGUGGACAAGGUUGCUGUGGCAACCGCUGCCGGAUGUUCAGCUCGGUCAUAUCCUCCGCCGUCGGCGUUCUUGGAGGGAUUUACUGCACUAGUGUCGCCUCAGCUGGGUUGGCUGUUGGACCCAAGUGCCAGGUGGAAAGUGGCCACUGGGAGUACCCCUUUAAAGACACGGGCAAGGGCAAUGGGAGCUACCUUGUAAACCAGGAUUUGUGGACUACAUGUGUGCACCCUAAAAACAUAGUGCUGUGGAACAUCGUUCUGUUCUCCAUCCUGCUGGCCAUGGGCUUGCUGCAGAUUGUGCUCUGCGGCCUCCAGGCGAUCAACGGCUGUUUGGGAUGCAUCUGCGGGGACUGUCGGGACAGCAAAGACGAUGAAAGUGGACUGUAAGCGUGACGAAGACAAUCCUGCUGUGACGGCCCACAAAAGGGCCCCACACUUUUCUCCAUUGGUGCCAAUUCUGUGAAGAAGCUCAUCGACUCGCUUUUGUUUCCUCUUUCCAGAAUGUGUCGAAACCGAACUCCAUUAUUUUGUGAAUUUGCAAUCUUCUUGUUUGUUUCUCCCGAUUUAAUUCCUUUAACUGAAAUAAUUUAUUAAAUAAGGAGUAAUUUCUGUGCUGAGGAAUCAACACAGGACGGAUAUGAAUAAAUUGUAAAUAACUGUUUUAUUUGGGCUUACACUGUAUACCAGGUAAAGGUGACAAAUGUGAUCAAAGCUAUAAAAAAAUAAAGGCAGCAUAUUUUUAAAUGAC
Oreochromis aureus is the source of this 1191-nucleotide messenger RNA. RefSeq names its product transmembrane 4 L six family member 5 (gene tm4sf5). Gene Ontology annotation, cellular component: membrane. The record is from RefSeq and is a predicted model, not a curated record. The coding region runs from base 222 to 830 and encodes 202 amino acids. NCBI's taxonomy places the organism in Eukaryota, Metazoa, Chordata, Actinopteri, Cichliformes, Cichlidae. The transcript has 5 exons.